Molecule: messenger RNA, 4394 nt
Organism: Gadus chalcogrammus (walleye pollock)
Lineage: Eukaryota; Metazoa; Chordata; Actinopteri; Gadiformes; Gadidae
Product: anoctamin-4-like
Exons: 29
Coding region: 1-3516 (1171 amino acids)
Biological process (GO): chloride transmembrane transport
Cellular component (GO): plasma membrane
Molecular function (GO): protein dimerization activity; chloride channel activity
Source: RefSeq, a predicted model, not a curated record
AUGCUGGAGCACGAGCCCGGAGGCACCGACAGGCGAAGGGUCCAGCAGAUCACCGCGGCGGGGAUGAAGAUCCAGCAGCCGGGCAUGUGCAGCGGCGGCGGCUGCGGCGGCGGGGCCGACCACGGCGGGUGUAAAGGCGGGGACGGUGGCUGCGACCGCGGCGUGUCCCUGCAGCGGCCCCCCGAGGAGGGGGCACCGGGGGUACCGGGGGGGCAAGGCAGCCCGCGGGCAAUCGCCGGGCGCCUCUCGUCAGGUUCCGCAGACCGUGAGCUCAGCAGCGGCAGCUACAACGCCUCCACAGGAACCUUCUACAGCUGUGUCAGUCAGAUCACCAUCGGCUUCGACGGCGGGGGUCAGAUGGCCAUCGGGAUCUCCCAUUGGAGCAGCCCGUUUCCCGCCGCCGCCGGCCGCGCGCUGCCCAGCCCCGACUGCGUCCACUCCGAGGCCACCUCCGUCCCGCCAAUCAGCGGCGACCCCGAGCACCUGUCAUGUCCCGCCUCCCUGUCAAUCACCCCGCUGCCCUCGCUGAGUGCCAGUCAGGAGACCCUCCACGACACCAACACCAGUGUGAGUUUGUCCCUCCAUGGGUCGGACCCCCGCUGGCAGAGCCCCCAGCGCUGCCGAGCGGCCCUGCGCCCCUCCACCUCCUCCUUCACCUCGUCCCGGGGGCCCGACGCCCGCGGCCCCUCCUUCCUCACCCGCGGCUGGGCCGACAUCAUGGAGGAGGCCUCCGCAGGGGGGACCCCCAACGGGGGCCUCACGCCCGGACAGGAGCCCCCACCCGUCGCUGUGAAGGACGUGCAGGUGGUCCUGGAGAGGGGGCCCCAGCGGGGCCACUCUGAGGGCCCCAGCAGCGCCUCCACGGGGGACGACUCCACGCUGCUCAACCCCGCCACACACAGCAGCCUCCUGGACGAGCACACGGGCAGCGAGCCCAACCUGGAGAGCGUGAGGAGCCGGUCCAGCGGCCUCUGCUUCAGCGACGGGAAGUGCCGCAUCGACUACAUCCUGGUUUACAAGAAGUCCAGCAACCAAUCGGAGAAGAGGGAGGUUUUCGAAAGGAACAUGCGUGCGGAGGGUUUGCACAUGGAGAAAGAGUCCUCGGUUACCAAUAGCGACGUGAUCUUCCUGAAGCUCCACGCUCCGUGGGACGUUCUGUGUCGCUACGCCGAGCUCAUGAACAUACGCAUGCCCUUCAGGAGGAAAAUCUUUUACAUGCACCGAAGACACAAGUUUAUGAGUCGGAUGGAGAAGAGGAUCAACAAGGUCCGCGGCUGGCUCCCACGCAAACCCAUGAAGUUCACCAGCGACACCCUGCCGGACCUGGAGGAGAACGAGAGCUUCACCGCCCCCUUCAGCCGCUCCAGGAUCCACCAUUUCAUCAUCCACAACAAGGACACCUUCUUCAACAACGCCACGCGCUCCCGCAUCGUCCACCACGUCCUGCAGAGGGUCAAGUACGAGGAGGGCAAGAACAAGAUCGGGCUCAACCGGCUGCUCAGCAACAAUUCAUACGAGGCAGCGUUUCCUCUGCACGAGGGCAGUUACCGGAGCCGGAACUCAGUGCGGACCCACGGGGCGGAGAACCACCGCCACCUGCUGUUCGAGUGCUGGGCCUGGUGGGGCGUGUGGUACAAGUACCAGCCGCUGGACCUCAUCCGGCGGUACUUCGGGGAGAAGAUCGGCCUGUACUUCGCCUGGCUGGGCUGGUACACGGGCAUGCUGUUCCCCGCCGCCCUGGUGGGUCUGCUGGUGUUCCUGUAUGGCGUGCUCACCCUGGACCACUGCCAGGUCAGUAAGGAGAUCUGCCAGGCGACAGACGUCAUCAUGUGCCCCAUUUGUGACCAGUACUGCCCCUACCUGAAGCUCUCUGACAGCUGCAUCUACGCCAAGGUGACUCAUCUCUUUGACAACGGAGCCACUGUGUUCUUCGCUGUUUUCAUGGCAGUUUGGGCCACGGUGUUCCUGGAGUUCUGGAAGCGGCGGCGGGCCACGCUGGCCUACGACUGGGACCUGAUCGACUGGGAGGAGGAGGAGGAGGAGAUCCGGCCCCAGUUCGAGGCCAAGUACUCCAAGAAGGAGCGGAUGAACCCCAUCUCGGGGAAGCCCGAGCCGUACCAGGCCUUCACCGACAAGUACAGCCGGCUGGUGGUCUCCGCCUCCGGGAUCUUCUUCAUGAUCCUGGUGGUGAUCGCGGCGGUCUUUGGCAUCGUGAUCUACCGCGUCAUCACCAUCAGCACCUUCGCCGCCUUCGGCUGGGCGCUGAUCCGGAACAACUCCCAGGUGGCCACCACCGGCACCGCCGUCUGCAUCAACUUCUGCAUGAUCAUGCUGCUCAACGUGCUGUAUGAAAAGGUGGCUAUCCUGCUCACCAAUUUAGAGCAGCCUCGCACAGAGUCUGAGUGGGAGAACAGCUUCACCCUCAAGAUGUUCCUCUUCCAGUUUGUGAAUCUCAACAGCUCCACCUUCUACAUCGCCUUCUUCCUCGGAAGGUUCACGGGUCGUCCGGGGGCAUAUCUACGCCUCAUUAAUCGCUGGAAACUGGAAGAAUGCCACCCCAGCGGCUGCCUCAUAGACCUGUGCCUGCAGAUGGGAAUCAUCAUGGUGCUGAAGCAGACCUGGAACAACUUCAUGGAGCUGGGCUACCCGCUGAUCCAGAACUGGUGGACGCGGCGGCGGCUGCGACGCGAACACGGACAGAAGGCCAAGGACGGCUUCCCCCAGUGGGAGCGGGAUUACAACCUGCAACCCAUGAACGUCUACGGGCUCUUUGAUGAGUACCUGGAGAUGAUCCUGCAGUUCGGCUUCACCACCAUCUUCGUGGCGGCCUUCCCCCUGGCGCCGCUGCUGGCGCUGCUGAACAACAUCAUCGAGAUCCGCCUGGACGCCUACAAGUUCGUCACGCAAUGGCGCCGCCCGCUGCCCUCGCAGGCCAAAGACAUCGGGAUCUGGUACGGCAUCCUGGAGGGGAUCGGCAUCCUGUCAGUCAUCACCAACGCCUUCGUCAUCGCCGUGACGUCCGACUUCAUCCCCCGCCUCGUCUACGCCUACAAGUACGGCCCGUGUGCCGGUCAGGGCCGCGCCGGGCAGCGGUGCAUGAUGGGAUACGUCAACGCCAGUCUGUCCGUGUUCCGCGUCGCCGACUUUGAGAAGAAGUCGGAGCCCUCGACCAACGGCUCGGAGAUGUUCGGAGACGCCGUCAAAUUCUGCAGGUACCGUGACUAUCGGGAGCCCCCAGUCUCGGCGGACCCCUACUCCUACACUCUGCAGUUCUGGCACGUUCUGGCAGCCAGGCUGGCCUUCAUCAUCGUCUUCGAGCACCUGGUGUUCGCCAUCAAGACGCUGAUCGCCUACCUGAUCCCGGACCUGCCCAAGGACCUGCGGGACCGCAUGCGGCGGGAGAAGUACCUGAUCCAGGAGAUGAUGUACGAGGCGGAGCUGGAGCGGCUGCAGAAGGAGAAGAACGAACGGAAGAGGAGGAAGGAGCGCAACGGCCACCACAAGGAGUGGCCCUGAGGGGGCGGGACCAGCGCUGAGCCGCUGCAGCGGCCCGGUCUCUUCCCAUUAGACCCACGGAGGACCAUGUAGUGGGAGGGGGUAGUUCCUGCAUGACGUCGCGUCCCUGGGCCCUCCUCGCGGCCCGUCUGACCAGGGGCCCGACUUUAAAAAAAGAUAAACAACGGGGGGUGGGGGGGGGGGGACAACUGCAUCCAGUGUGGUCUCUCACGGCCUCGCUCAACCACCCUGUGUUUGACGCCGCUGGCUACUAACGUCUCCUCACGGGAGAGAGGAUCCAAAAUGGACGCCUGGUUGAGUCGAUCACCGGGGCUAACUUCUUUGUCUUGGUUUUUUUUUCCUCGGACAGCUGCUAUUAAUUCAACAGUUUCUUCAUGUUGAGCUUAUCGUUUUUGGUGUGUUUUUAUUUGUUCACCCCAACCUGUCGUCUGUCCUCUCUUGCUGCUGCCUCGUAAGACUCAUUAACCUCAACCUGGAGCGCCUGAAUGUAAAGCGAGAAUAACUCUGACUCUUGUCUUUUACAUUUUUAAACCGAACUAACCGGGCUAACCCACCAGGGCUCGCUAACGCUACGCUAACUGAAUGAGAAGUUCUGUUUACAUCCUUCCCUUCGGUCGAGGAACGUGUAGGGUAGAAGCUGAUAGUGUUUCCUUUGUUGUAAAUAAAGAGAUAUAUUUAAGGGAAUGUCAGAUAGGCCAUUUUGUUCCUCUGUAGUGUAGUGCAAUAAAUAAAUAAAUUAACUCUAAUAAUAGAUUAUUCACGUUUAGAAAUGUGACUCAUCUAGAUCGUGGCAGGGGCCAUGAAAGCUUACACCUGCAUUGCCUUUCAUUAAAUUUAAAUUGAUGACCGCAGUAAUAAAUAAAGAAUAUUUAUUGUCU